Molecule: messenger RNA, 2346 nt
Organism: Pelodiscus sinensis (Chinese soft-shelled turtle)
Lineage: Eukaryota; Metazoa; Chordata; Testudines; Trionychidae
Gene: SCEL
Product: sciellin
Biological process (GO): epidermis development
Cellular component (GO): cytoplasm
Source: RefSeq, a predicted model, not a curated record
CACAGACCUUUUAUUUGUGUGGAGAAUCCAAACUAAACCUUGUGUGCUAUAUAGGUAUCAAUGGCCUAAGGUGCUAAUUUUGGAUCCAUUAAAGCAUUUUUACUUUGUGAAACCCAGCCCUGCUUUAUGAAAAGAAUACAGCAAGUACUGGAGUACAGCAAUCUCAAAGGUAUUUUUAAUGGAAUUAGUAUUUGUACUAGGUGACACCCUUUUCCACACCUCCCACCUCCUCCAUAAGUGACUCAGCCUCUGAAGGAGAAACCUCGAGCUUUUCAGUCAGAUGGAGUGUGAUACUGCUCUCCGUAAACUGUAACUACCCCUCAGUUUCCAGGUGACCAUCAAUCAUUGCAGUCGGCCAGCUGCAGAGUACUUAUUAAUUAUAUAGAGAUCCCAAAGGAGGAUACAUAACCUCAAUAAAAUGUCGACCUUCACCAUAGGAAAAUCAUCCACUAAUCAAAGUGGUACAUUUAGUGAUGUAAAGAGUCCCUCUCCUACAGGGAAAAGCAGGCAACAGGCUAUUCAAGAUGACAACAGCAAACGAAGGAGCCUGUUGCAGGAUAACAGCUGGAUAAAGAAAAGACCAGAGGAGAGCACUAAUGAAAACUAUGGCAGAGUUGUGCUUAACCAAUACAAAUCUCAAGAGAGCUUACACAGUAACUUAAAUGAAAAGGAAGAUCAGAAAGUGUUACUUGGCCGAUACAGGUCUGAUACCACUUUAAACAGAAUUUCAGACAGUAGCGAUGCUGAUAAAUCAAAUAAUUCCCCACUCUCAGGAAACAGGACAACCAACAGACAGUCCUGGACUCCUCCUGAUAGAUCAACCACCACCACAUCUCCUGUGAAGCACAAAAGGCAGUCUUGGAUGCCACCACCAGUCUCCAGUUAUAAGAACAUCACCGUUAGUGUGGAAAACAAUGGGCAGCCCAGCACCCCUCCACAUACAACCACCAUAACAACAGUUGAUACUAAACGGACAUCAGAACAAACAGAACAAACUACACCUGAGAGAUCAAAAACUGCUUUAGAUGAUCAAACCAGAACAAGACUAGUAUCUCCAACAAAACCUGGCAUGACUGUUGCUGAAGGAAGAAUUGCAGCAGAAAGAACUAUAAGGAGCCAAGAUCUUGAUAAUCUCAAAGAAAAUCCCACAUCUAACACAAAUGACAAGGGAAGAAAAGACCUUGAUGAUCUCACCGUUGUAAAUACUGCUGCAAAUAAAAAUAAGAGAGACCAAGGUCUUGAUGAUCUCAUUGAAGUAAAAACUGCAGAACAAAAUAAAAAUCGGACAACUGAACAACCUCAUGAUUCCACUAAAGCUCCAAAUAAACCAGCUAACACAAAUUCCUCUUAUGACAACAGAAGAGCCAGCAAUAAUACUUCAACCAGUUCCUCAAGUUCAAAGGACACUGUUGUGUACACAAAGACAUAUAAGGAGAAUAGAAAACCACUCAAUGAUACAUAUGAAGAAAAUGUUACUGGAAAAUCUAUCAAAACUGUUUAUUCUACUUCUGAUCGGUCUAUAAUUGAAAAAGAUAUGUGCACAUUCUGCCGGAAACCACUGGGCAUAGAGGCCAAAAUGAUCUUAGAUGCCCUACAGAUUUGCUGUCACUCAACUUGUUUCAAGUGUGAAGUGUGCAAAAGAUCUUUGGAAGACCUGAAAGCAGGAGACAGCAUUUGGAUUUACAAAAAUACUGUGCAUUGUGAACCCUGCUAUUCCAAAAUUAAAGAAAAAUGGAUCUACUAGUUUUGGCUCCCAGAAACCAGGAUGAAGAUAUAGUAAUAUUUAGUUGAAUACUUUUUUCCUAAUGUUUAAAUAACCUAUGUAAAAAUAUUUUUGUUAGGAAAUAUUCUAAGUAUAAUAUUACUAAAUAGUCACUAUAGGAACAUAGUCAAUGAGACUUAAGUUGACUUAUAUAUACUUCCAGAAAGCAACAAAAUAUAUAGUUCAGUAAGUCCAUAAGAUGUAUGAAACAGUUAUUUCUACAUGUGAUUUAGCAAAAGUCGAGUAACCUUGAAAAGUACCGUAUGAAAGGCCUGUGAGUUUUGAAAGACCUGUUUUAUCAAAAUGUCUGGUAACAAAUAAAAAACUGUUAGCUUUAUAUGCUAUGUUUUUUAAACUGAUACAUUUAUGUAUAAUAUAUUUUUUUAAAGCAGUGGUCUUAUGGCUAUCCAAUACAAUUAUAAAAUCUCUACUCUGCAUGACAUUACUGUUAUACACAGUCUCUUACUUUUGCAAGGUGGUUAGGCCAACAUCUUGUGUCUACUAAUUGUAAAGGACAUAAAAAGCACUUGUCUUGGCACAGAAAAUAUAUUAAAGAAAUUAAAAGAAUCGGUCAUCAUUUGUUA